Molecule: messenger RNA, 447 nt
Organism: Vicia faba (fava bean)
Lineage: Eukaryota; Viridiplantae; Streptophyta; Magnoliopsida; Fabales; Fabaceae
Source: the annotation of a GenBank genome assembly
AUGAACUAUGGAAAUCAAGGUUUUUAUACCCUUCAGUUUGAUGGUGCAUGCCGUGGAAAUCCUGGACCAGCUGGUGCAGGAGCUGUACUGUUUGAUGAAAAUGGGAAUGUGCUGUUUCAUUUCCGCAAAGGGCUGGGAUAUCAGACAAACAAUGCUGCUGAGUAUCAUGCAUUAAUUUUAGGACUGCGACAUUCAAUAAUGAAAGGAUGUAAGCACAUCAAUGUCCAAGGAGACUCCCAUCUUGUUAUCAAUCAGUUUCAAGGUUCCUAUAGAAUUAACAACCCGCAUCUAAGGAGCUUAUGUGAUGAAGCUUUGGGGCUGAAGUAUAACUUUUCCACAUUUGGCAUCAAACACAUAUCUAGGGACUUUAACACUAAUGCUGAUGCUCAAGCAAACCUGGCCAUUAAUCUCCAAGAGGGUCAAGUUGAAGAAGAUUGUUUCUAUUAA